Molecule: messenger RNA, 1157 nt
Organism: Drosophila yakuba
Lineage: Eukaryota; Metazoa; Arthropoda; Insecta; Diptera; Drosophilidae
Gene: Pldn
Product: biogenesis of lysosome-related organelles complex 1 subunit 6
Exons: 5
Coding region: 105-518 (137 amino acids)
Biological process (GO): intracellular transport
Cellular component (GO): BLOC-1 complex; extrinsic component of membrane; transport vesicle
Source: RefSeq, a predicted model, not a curated record
UUGGUCAACUUAUCGAUAACAAUUCCAGACCCGAUUAAUCAGCUGUUUUUGAGUUUUAAUCUCCUAUUGGUUUGUUUUGAUUUAGCCAGCAAAUAUUUGAUAUUAUGUUAAAGAGCAGCAAUAUAAAUAGCGUUCUCAAUGAGCUCCCAAAUGAGUCUGCAAGGGAUCCCAGCGCCCAAUCUUCACCCAAUGGAAAACCAAAACAAGAUGCGGAAACCUGUUGCUCCUCCCAGGACAACGAAGUCAUGGGCAGUCUAGCCGCCUUGCAGUUGUCCGCUGGCGUCCUUCAAAUAGCGGAACCUCCGCUGAACCAUGUGCGCUCCCAGCUCAGAGAAUUAAUCGGCAGGCAGAACAAAACAUACAUCGACUUGUCCAAGGAGAAAUAUAAGCUGGACUGCAGCGAAGUGGCCAGGCUGAAUGACAUGAUGAGCGAUGUAAGGCGAUACAAGGAAAAGCUAACAAAAAUCAAGAAGGAAAUGCAGAGCGUCUACCAGCGCACCAAGGAGUUGAAGCUUUGAAUUGCUGAUUACAGAAACGAGCCGCUAACGUGGCGGCCUGCAAGCAGCGUGACUACCAGCGGAAACUCGAGAGGCUACAGCACGAGGAGUCGCUCAUUGGCAGCCAGUAAAAGCAGCGGUUCAGCUAACACCUAAGCAGGUGUAUUACGGAUUUUACAAGCUACACACCUUGUAAAGGCGCAUUUACAUUGGGAUUCCCGUUUACAACUAGCCAAUAUUGUAACAGAUAACAGUUGAACAAAAGUUAAACCAUUUGAAUACAUAAUAAUAAUAUGAAUAAUAAUAUUAAUAAUAAUAAUAAUAAUAAUUGUAUACAUUAUAAGACCUGGAUAUUGUAUGUCUGCGAUUAGUUGGAAAACAUGACAUUGUAUAUUAUGUAUAGUUAAGUAAACAAUUAAGAGAUUUCGCAGAAACAAGCUAAAUGCGCGCAGAGUGAGGAAAGCCAAUCACUACUAUACAUUUAGCUGCAAAUAUUAUUUAUAAAUAUACAAAUAUGUUUAACAUUAAGAUGGUGUGGAGAAACAAUAGUUGAACAAUCACAGCGCCAAGGCAGCGGCUUAAACUGAAAUUCGCGAUAAACAUUGUUUUUAACUACUUGAACAUGCAAACAACCAGCUGCGCUUGAAAUUCUACAAAUAA